AUGGACGAAAAUGAGGAAUACAACAGAGAAGCCAGCCACGGAAUUUCGUUUCAAACACAACCUCUAUCAACACAGCAGGUGUCUUCAAUUCAUCAGUCAUUACCACCAACGGCUCCAACACAUACCGAGGUCAAGCAAGAGCCUGUAGAUGAGGAAGAUCAUGAUACCAUCGACAUAGAGGAACAUCCAAUAGAAACCUUGAAAGUGGAAAUGGACGAAAAUGAGGAAUACAACAGAGAAGCCAGCCACGGAAUUUCGUUUCAAACACAACCUCUAUCAACACAAUUUGUGGAGUGUGGGGAGGCCGAGUCGGUGUCAAACUCGUGA
Molecule: messenger RNA, 327 nt
Organism: Arctia plantaginis
Lineage: Eukaryota; Metazoa; Arthropoda; Insecta; Lepidoptera; Erebidae
Source: the annotation of a GenBank genome assembly